AUGGCGGCCCCCUUGUCCGAGCGGCUCUUCUCGCUGGAGCUGCUGGUAGACUGGGUGCGUCUGGAAGCCGGGCCGCCGCCGCAGCCCGUAGUCGAGGAGGAGGAAGAAGAGGAAGAAGAGGAGGAGGAGGGGGAGGCAUCCUCGCGCUCCCUGUGCCCCGCGGUGGCCUUCCGCCUGCUGGACUUCCCCACGCUGCUGGUGUACCCUCCCGGGGGCCCCGCCGCCGCCGCCCCGCAACCCAGGCCUGGGCUGCUCAGCUUCGGUCGCGGCAAGUCCUGCCUCUUCCGCCUGCACCCCGCCACCCUGCGCUGCCGGCUCCUCGCCACCCCGCUGUACACCCUGCUGCUGCGGCUGCCCCCCGGGCGCCCGACUCCCGCCCCGCGGCUCCUGGGCACCUGCAGCAUCUCGCUGGCCGCCGCCGCCCUCCAGGUCCUGGGGCCGGCCCCUUCCUGCUGCUCCCACGCGCAUCGAGGACGCUUUCCUCUGCACAACCACGUGGGGGAGCGGGUGGGAGACAUUUCGCUGGCCUACCGCCUGACCGACCUGGGCAGCAGCUUGCUGGGCCAUCUGGAGCGGCCAGUCCCUUCCAUGGCGGGUGGGGUGCAAGAUGCGGGGGUACGGAGGGCCGUGGAGGGCAGCUCCCCAGCCCAGCAGGAGAGACAGCUACUGCAGCCAAACUCGGACCUAAGCCCAAGGGAUCCUGAUGGGCCUCCGAAGAGUUUUCACAGCCGGGAGGCACAGAGGGAUUUGAAGAAAGUCGUUUUCCACCACGAGGCCAACGCAGGUAGCACGGGGUCUGUGGAGAACGGCAAAACCAAAUCUGUCUGUUCAAAUGCCAGCGGUGUGGGCAGGAUUAGCCCCCCAGAACAGGAAGUCACAGACUUGGACCUUGAGACGAACACAUUUUGCCCUCCUCCCCUGUAUUAUACCCACGUGACCCCAGAAAAAAGGCCUCCCCUACGGGGUAAGGUCACCAUUAAGCCUCAAGCGAAUGGAUCUGAGGAAUUGGAUGGUACUUUUCCAGAAGCAAAACUUGUCAAUCCCCCAACACAUAUUCAUCAUCUGAACGGUACAAAUUCUGCAGCACGUGAGACUCCUGUGGCGCUUAAUCCUCCCCGUGCUCAGGACGUAGAAGCAAGUCAUCAAAGUACAGGUCACCCUCAAACGGAGCAAAAUAGAAUGAAUACCAUAAGGCAGUUGCCUUUGUUAAAUGCUUUGUUGGUUGAGUUGUCCUUGUUAUACAACCAACCUGUCGAAAGCCCUAUGCAUAUCCACCCUCACUUAGCCUGGUUAUAUAGAACUGAGGAAAAGAAAUCACCAGAAUCUUCGGCCAAAUCCAUAGCUAAAUCUGAAUCAAGGAAAGAGAAGUUUCCUGUGGGAAAGGAUGAGAAGCCAGUGAGCCUUCAGUAUAAAAAGAACCAAGAUGAAAAUCUUAAGUCAGGUAAAUAUUUUGAAAAGAACCACGGUGCUCCCUCCAAAAAGGCUCCCAGGGGUAAGCUACUCUAUGGUUUAACAAAUACACUUAAGCUACGUUUAAAGCAAACAAAUCCCAGUAUGUUGGUGGUACAUGAAAAGCAGGAACAGUAUAGAAAGAUGCAAGUGCAAAUGUUCGGUGCAAAACCCCGAACCCCAUCAUCCAAAGUUAAAAUACUAGGCUUUGCAGAACAACACCAGAAGUCACACCAAUUGUCUAAAGAUAAGUAUUCAGAAGCAGAUACAUCUUUCGCUGAAAAUUGCCAUUCUUUAAAGCUGGUUAGUGGACCUAGUACAACCAAAGAAACGCAACUGAAAUGUGCAACCGAAAAGACAGUUGACAGUGGUGAAAAUCGAACCAAUGAUGGUUCAUUGGAAGAAAUUGUGAGUCCUGCAAAUCCCAUCGUUCCAGAAAGAUUUGCUCAUACAAAUAUUUUGGAAGGAAAAGUGGACAUGAAAGUCCAGAGUCCAUUUGUUUUCCAACAGGUUGCAGCUGUUGACAAGAUUGUAAGAGAGAAAGAUACAGAAGACAAAGCCACCGAUAAUGACGUUCUUACUGCUGAUGCGAAUGAAAGUCAACCAAGUAAAUAUAGUUGCUCUGAGAGCAUCUCAGAACUGAAAUAUUCAGAUGACUUCACCAGCCCUUGCUACUCUGAAGAUUUCUGUACUGAUGAUACCAGUAGAAUUUUACAGGCUCAUGAUAGGAGUUCAUCGGCAGAAAAUCCAAAACAUAGUCAAUGUAACAGUAAGUCUAGUGCAACUAGAUUGUCCAUAAGGAAAAACAGCCAUGAACAGAGUGUUAUUCCUACCCCACCUUUUUCAGCCGGAUCACCAGUGCACUCAUCUAAAAGAUUUCAUAUUUCGAAGACUCGAGAUGAAAGUUUGGAGGAAGCGUCUACUCUUUCUACCAGUGACUUGUCUUCAUGUUGGACUGAGGAAAAAGAAAACCAGCUAGACCAAAAUAGCGUGAAUCCUUCUAAAGUUACAAAGAUGGGUGAAGACAGCGCUAUGAAAACAAGAACUGAUUGCAGGUCUUCAGAAAGAAGCCAGUCAAUUCGGACAUCCCAAGUGAGUUCUUAUCUGCCAUCGAAUUUGUCAGAAGGCAGUAAAUCCGAACGCUUUGAAGAAGACAGCGAUGAAAUUGCUUCACUAAAGCAAUGCAAAGAUAUUUGCGAAUUACUAGUAAAUAAACUUCCAGGAUAUACGGUGUAAAAUCUGGUUUUUUAUUUUAAAGCAUUUAACUUUUAUAACCUAUGUGUAUGAUUAGUGAAACAAUUUUUAAUAACUUUAUUUUUAGCCCAUAAAUAAUGUGAAUAAUUCUUUUUAAGAGAUAUGUUUGUCAUUUCUUUGAUUUUUAGUGCUCUGCAUUAAAUCUGACAGUGUUGAUCAUGAAUUCACCCUA
This is a messenger RNA of Myotis myotis, 2875 nucleotides long. RefSeq names its product microtubule associated protein 10 (gene MAP10). Gene Ontology annotation, molecular function: microtubule binding. Lineage: Eukaryota; Metazoa; Chordata; Mammalia; Chiroptera; Vespertilionidae. The record is from RefSeq and is a predicted model, not a curated record. The transcript has a single exon. Bases 1 to 2685 code for a protein of 894 amino acids. Gene Ontology annotation, biological process: positive regulation of cytokinesis; cytoplasmic microtubule organization; mitotic spindle midzone assembly. Gene Ontology annotation, cellular component: midbody; cytoplasmic microtubule; centrosome.